Messenger RNA from Ogataea parapolymorpha DL-1, 936 nucleotides. RefSeq lists its product as uncharacterized. Lineage: Eukaryota; Fungi; Ascomycota; Pichiomycetes; Pichiales; Pichiaceae. The transcript has a single exon. Bases 1 to 936 code for a protein of 311 amino acids. The record is from RefSeq and is a predicted model, not a curated record.
AUGGAGAGAAUAGCGCGACAAUUACGUCAACGAGUGCCGGUUACAAAGAUUGAGCUUGUUCGAAAUCUAGAUCAAGAUCUGAUUUUGAAAGUUUUGAAGGAGAUCGAGCCCGAAAAUGCAUACUAUUGCAAGAGGGUCCUAGAGAAACUCAUUCUAUUCCUAGAAGAAAACGGCGAAGAAAUCAACGAUGACAUGUAUGAAAAACUGAGCGAUCUUCUUCAAGCAGCUCCGCUGAAUCCGACUCAAACUGAAGUGAUAUCCUACUGCGUAUUGUCUAAACCAGGCAAUAAAGAUAUGAACCUAAAAGUUCGAGAAGCACCGAAUGUGAUAUCAGGUUUGGGGACUACGGGAUUGCGCACAUGGGAGGCGUCCCUCUAUCUGACGGAGUACCUGCUGAAUACUGACUACUGUGACCUCAAGGGUGCGACAGUUUUGGAACUUGGCUGCGGAACAGGGCUGGUAAGCAUGGCCCUCUAUAAAUAUCAUCCAACAGUGAAAAAAAUAUGCAUAACAGACGGCGACUCCCAGUUGAUAGAAAACCUACCAUCCAACUUGCAAUUGAAUGAUAUACCGGUAGAAUCGCCCAAAAUUUCAAUAUCUAAACUAUGCUGGGGCGAAGAUGAGCUUCCUGAUCCGAAUAUUGAUACCAUAGUAGCUGCAGAUGUCACAUACGAUAGCAGUAUUUUAGAUGAUCUUGUCGGCCUAAUAUAUGAAUCAAUGACUCAAAACAAUCAUGGCUCCACGUUAGUGCGAAAUGCAUACAUUGCAGCCACUGUCAGGAACGAGACCACUUUAAAGGAAUGGGAAAAUCUACUCAAUCUCGGAGUUCAGGAUAAGGUGUGGGAAUGGACAAUUAUGGAGCCCUUGAGUUUUGGUGGAAUUUGGUAUCCUGAAAGUACUCCUGAGAUCCGCAUCUAUAGAAUUAUUAAAGUGUAA